GAAGAUAAAGUAUUAUAAUGAAAUGUGCAAAGACCUGAAGCUAGAAAAUCAAAAGGAAGGAGCGUGCUUGGCAUUUCUCAAGCUGAAAGAAGUGAAGAAAAAAUUCAAGCAUUUGACACCUGUUAUGCCAUCUUAUAAUAAGACUGAUGUCCAUCCAUCAACCUUCAUUCUCAUCGGCAUUCCUGGGUUGGAGGUUGCCCACAUCUGGAUGUCCAUCCCCUUUUGUGUGGUCUACCUUUUGGCCCUACUGGGAAACUUCUCCAUUUUGUUCAUCAUUAAGACAGACCCCAAACUUCAUGAGCCAAUGUAUCUCUUCCUCUGCAUGCUGGCUGUGGCUGACCUUAUUGUGUGCACUACAGCUGUGCCAAAACUUCUCAGCCUCUUCUGGUUCAAUGACGGAGAGAUUCAUUUUGAAGCCUGUCUCACUCAAGUGUUCCUGAUUCAUUCUUGCUCCACCAUGGAAUCUGGGUUCUUUCUGGCCAUGGCUUUUGACCGCUAUGUAGCCAUCUGUCAUCCAUUAAGACAUUCGAUGAUUCUGACACACACAGUGAUAGGGAAGAUAGGUCUAGCCAUUGUACUCCGGGGCACAGUGCUUUUCAGUCCUCAUCCUUUCCUGCUGCGGUUGCUUCCCUAUUGCAAAACCAAUAUCAUUUCUCACACCUACUGUGAGUUCAUGGCCCUCAUCAAAAUUGCCUGUGCUGAGACAAGAAUCCGUGGAGCCUACAGCCUAACUGUUGCCUUCCUUACAGGGGGGGUGGACUUUAUACUGAUCAUUUGUUCUUAUAUACUCAUACUCCACACUGUUUUCCACCUCCCAUCUAAAGACGCCCGACUCAAGACCUUGGGCACCUGUGGCUCCCAUGUCCUUGUCAUCUUGGUGUCCUAUACUCCAGCCUUCUUCUCUUUUCUCACCCACAGGUUUGGGCACCAUGUAGCUCCCCAUGUCCACAUAUUUGUAGCUAACAUCUAUCUUCUGGUGCCACCCAUGGUAAAUCCCAUUAUCUAUGGGGUGAGGACCAAGAGGAUACGGGACAGGUUCCUUAAACUUUUCAGUUUUUUAAAACCUCUGAACUGAAUCCUCUUUUUGGCAACUAAUAUUCAAAGAAAAACUUUUUAAUAUCCAUCUAAGAGUAUGUGGUUUCUCAUCAACCCCCUCCUUUAAUAGUUAAAUGA
Messenger RNA from Loxodonta africana (African savanna elephant), 1173 nucleotides. Its product is annotated as olfactory receptor 52D1-like. Gene Ontology annotation, molecular function: G protein-coupled receptor activity; olfactory receptor activity. The transcript is spliced from 2 exons. The record is from RefSeq and is a predicted model, not a curated record. Gene Ontology annotation, cellular component: plasma membrane. Gene Ontology annotation, biological process: G protein-coupled receptor signaling pathway. The coding region runs from base 23 to 1075 and encodes 350 amino acids. Lineage: Eukaryota; Metazoa; Chordata; Mammalia; Proboscidea; Elephantidae.